AUUGAGUUGUGUGCGCGCGCCCGCGCAUGUGAAACUGAGAGUUUUGAGUCACAUCAGUAGCGGCUGAAAGCUAUCUAAACUCGUCGAGUGUUUGCCCUCGACUAUCCUUGAAGCUUUUUGAAGGUUUGUUUGUCUGGAAUACAAAGGGAACAUUGUCUUUUCAGGGUUUAAUACCUUACCGCUCUCUAGCACAUUGGCGUCGCGAUGUCUUAUUUAUUUUCAUGCACUUGCUUAAACUGGUAAAUUGUGCUCAUUUUGCCUACCAAGGAGAGUCAGAGAAACGACAUAGAAUCUACGUCUGACUGCCAAAGUGCAGUCACACUAGAUCAGGGGUGUCUAAUCCUGCUCCUGGAGGACCACUGCCCAGCAGAUUUCCACUCCAACCCCAAUUAAACACUCCUGAACCAGCUAAUCAAGCAUACGAGCCUUCCAGGCAGGUGCGUUGAGGUGCUGGAAACCAUGGAUCUCCUCACCUCCAAAUCCCAGCGUUUUCCUCUGCUGCUCCUCAUUGCUCUAUUCAUUCUUCCUGGAUCACUAGCACAGACUUCGAUCCCCAAGGGCUGUGCCGCUGAUGUGGACUCCUUGUAUUUCAAUCUGUGUGACCUGAGUGCUGUCUGGGGUGUUGUAGUGGAGGCAUUUGCCGCUGCUGGUUUGGUGGCCACCCUGAUUCUUCUGAUCGUGCUGCUAGCCAGCCUUCCCUUUAUCACUAGCAGGAAUUGGCGCAGUUCCUUGGGGCUUCACGCUGUGUUCCUGAUCUUCACGUUUGGACUGUUCGCCCUCACGUUCGCCUUCAUCGUCGGGAAGAACUUCGCCACGUGCGCGUCACGCCGCUUUCUGUUCGGGGUGUUGUUCGCCGGCUGCUUCUCGUGCCUUCUCAUGCAAGCCGUGAGGUUGAACAUACUAGCCAGGAGGAACUCUGGGCCUAGAGGUUGGGUUUGGUGUUUGGGUGCUCUGGGACUCUGGCUGGUGGAAGUUGUCAUCAACACAGAAUGGCUAAUUAUUACAAUUGUACGAUACCCGACUAACAUUACCGGAACCCUCGCUCCUGCCACUGCUGUUCCCUGUAACAUUGAAAACCAGGAUUUUGUCAUGGCGCUCAUAUAUGUUCUAACUCUACUCUUGACAGUCGUAGUGGCAUCCUUACCCAUAUUGGCAGGUAAGCACAAGCGUUGGCGCAAAGAUGGAGCCCUCAUCCUGGUCACAGGACUGUUUUCGGUGGGCAUCUGGGUGGCUUGGAUUGUCAUGUAUGUGUACGGGAACUCAAAGAAUGGUGGGCCAACAUGGGAUGACCCAACACUGGCUAUAGCACUGGUGUCAAACGCAUGGGUGUUUCUGCUGUUCCACACUGUGCCGGCGGUGUGCAGCCUGAGUGAGGUAGAUGACGAUCCAGCUGUUGAGGAAGAGCUGUACCCCAGCAGAGGUUACGAGACCAUUCUGAAGGAACAAAGCACACAGAGUAUAUAUAUGGAGAACAAGGCCUUCUCUAUGGAUGAACCCCAUGCAGGUAAUAAGCCUGUGUCCCCAUAUGGCGGCUAUAACGGCCAACACCGAAGUAUAUAUCAGCCGACAGAACUGGCUAUCAUCACCAAAGGAGUGAGGAAUCCACAGGGGGAAUCGUAUGACAAUAUAAUUCCACGAGCAUCCGUAGGCACUCAACCCGGAGACCAAAGCGGUCACGCCAGCCCCUCAACACAACUUGAUGAUAUGAGAUUUUCAAAUGGAAAUUUCAACAGAAGACCCCAGUAAUCUGCUUACGCCAGUUGUUUUUUCCCCCCCCCCUGGUGUUUCUAAAUUAAGAUUUGUGAUUUUGUUUUUCUUUCCAUCGCUGUGGUCGACUGCAUAGACCAAUGUGAGUGAACUCAGAGUAACUGAGCAACAUUUUGUUUGCUCUACUGAAAGACAAUGUGUUGGGUGAUCUCAACCUGAUUGAAUCGUUGAAGAUGUGCAAUUGUACGGUAUGUUUUGUUUGUGUAUGGGGCGCGUUAAAAAAGAUUACUUGUACCAAUGAUUGCAUAGACUACUGCAAUGUGUUUACUAAGAAAGCACAGAUGAGCAAAGGACUGUAAAAUAAAUGUGUGCUGGUUUUCUGUCUCUCGUCCUGUAAAUGGAGUUCUGACAUGCUGCUUCUAUCACUGUAAAUAUUGGACACCAUACAUUUGCAUAAACCUUAAUUUUCAUAUAUCAAAUAUUAGCAAUGUGCAAUCUUUUAGGUGCAGCAACUGGAUUUAUGACUAUUUUAUUAUUUUCCCAACUUUGUAUUUAUUGUCAAUGUACAAAGAAGCAUUACACUCAAUCUGAAGAGAAUAUCUUUGUAAUGAUUCUGUUGAUUAAUGUACAGUAUAUAUUAAAAUUUCACUGAAUGGGAAAA
Pimephales promelas (fathead minnow) is the source of this 2368-nucleotide messenger RNA. RefSeq names its product G protein-coupled receptor, class C, group 5, member C (gene gprc5c). Gene Ontology annotation, cellular component: extracellular exosome; signaling receptor complex; intracellular membrane-bounded organelle. The record is from RefSeq and is a predicted model, not a curated record. Gene Ontology annotation, biological process: G protein-coupled receptor signaling pathway; visual perception. Lineage: Eukaryota; Metazoa; Chordata; Actinopteri; Cypriniformes; Leuciscidae. Gene Ontology annotation, molecular function: sevenless binding; protein kinase activator activity; G protein-coupled receptor activity.